This is a messenger RNA of Seriola aureovittata, 2719 nucleotides long. It is a transcript of the gene prc1b, whose product is annotated as protein regulator of cytokinesis 1b. The transcript is spliced from 14 exons. NCBI's taxonomy places the organism in Eukaryota, Metazoa, Chordata, Actinopteri, Carangiformes, Carangidae. Gene Ontology annotation, cellular component: mitotic spindle midzone; cytoplasm; spindle. The record is from RefSeq and is a predicted model, not a curated record. The coding region runs from base 97 to 1821 and encodes 574 amino acids. Gene Ontology annotation, molecular function: microtubule binding. Gene Ontology annotation, biological process: microtubule cytoskeleton organization; mitotic spindle midzone assembly.
GCAGACGUCGCACCGCAGCUCAGCUCGACUCUCUGACAGGUUUCGGUUGUUUCAAACUGUUAAACCGAUAAACGCAACACGAUCUGGAAUUUAACGAUGAGAAAGAGCGAGGUGCUUGCAGCAGAGGCUGUGUCGUGCCUGAAUAAAGCACUGUGCCAUCUGAAGGACAUUUGGGAGGAGAUCGGUAUCCCCGAGGACCAGAGACUACAGAGAACAAAUGUCGUCAAGAACCACAUUAAGAGCUUAUUAGAUAUGAUGAUCAAAGAAGAGGAGUCUCUGAAGAAGAGGCUCAUAAGCAGCAUUCAGACAUGCAGGACAGAAAAGGAGAAACUCUGCCUGGAGCUUCAGCUAUCUGUGUUUGAGGAAGAGGAUGGUAUUAGCAUGCUCCAGCAAGAGAAGAACAUCCGCACACAGAUGGAGGCUCUGGUAAAGGAGAAGACUCAGCGGAUGCAGCAGCUGAAGGCUCUGCUGGAGCAGGACCAGGACCUGUGCGACAUCCUGUGCUCCAUGCCGUACGGCAUCGCGCCCGACUCUGUGCCUUCACUGGAGCAACUGGAGAACUUCGGUCAGCACAUCACCAACCAGAACCAAGAGAAGGCAAAGCGACAUGCUGAGUUCAUGGACCUCAAAAAGCAGAUAAUCCUGUACAUGGAGGAGCUGGACCACAUCCCUGAGACCAGUUUCGAGAAGGACGUGGUCUGUGAGGUUGAGGAGUCCUUUUGUCUUUCCAGAGACAAUAUUACAGCUCUCAAACUGCUCGUGUGUCAGCUGGAGGAACGCAAGGCUGAGAACGAGGCGAUGUGCGAGACUCACCGAGAAAAGAUCCAGCAGCUGUGGGACCGACUGCAGGUUCCCCAAGAGGAGAGAGAGGUCUUCAACGAACACAUGGUCGCAUCCAAGAAGAGGAACCUGGAAGCGUUAAAAGCAGAGGUUCAGCGUCUGGAGGAGCUCAAACUGCUAAACAUCCGGAACGUCACGGAUGCCAUCCGCUCCGAGAUCGCUGUAUUUUGGGAAAAGUGCUUCCUCAGCGUGGACCAGCGACAGGCUUUUGUGCCAUAUUUUAGCGAGGAUUUUACUGAAGAGCUGUUGAGUCUGCAUGAUGCUGAGAUCCAGCGCUUGAAGCAGCAUUAUGAGGAUCACAAAGAGCUUUUUGACGGAGUUCACCGAUGGGAGGAGAGCUGGAGACUCUUCCAAGAGCUGGAGAAAAAAGCCACAGAUCCGACAAGAUUCACAAACCGAGGAGGGAACCUUCUCAAAGAGGAGAAACAGAGGUCCGAGCUGCAUAAAAGCCUUCCCAAGCUUGAAAAGAAACUAAAAGCCCAGAUUGAUGCGUGGGAAAGUGAACAGGGUCGCGAGUUUCUCGUGAGUGGCCAGAAGUUUCUGCAGUAUGUGGAGGAGCAGUGGGAGCUGCACCGAAUAGAGAAAGAGAAGGAGAAACUAGAAAGGCACCUGAAGAAGAGCAAACAGACUGAGGAGGAUAUGCUGUACGGAACAGCAGUACGAACCCCAACCAAGCGCAGAUUCCUGGGCACCACGACACCAAAUAAAACACGAAAGGGUCCAGCAUCACGGACGCCAGGAGGCAGUAAGCCCCCCCACCCACGAAUACAGAGCUGUAACAAGGAGAACGAGGCCCAUUUGAAGGGGUCCCCUCUGAGUGGUGCGUUGCUGACCCCCGUUAGUCCACAGCGUAACUUCAGCAUAGCCUCUGUUGCCAGCACAUAUUCAGAGUUUGUGAGGGACUUGGUCAACACUGAAUCUGUUCAGUCAAGCGAGACCUGUCCCAGGCCUCUAACACCAAGGUCCAGCACGACGUCUUGAACUCUACCACCACCAACCUUUGACCGCUACUCUCUGAUGACGACCGCCCCGGCUAGAAUAUCAUAGUCCUUCCAAUGAAGUUCUGAUCUCCUACAAGAUGGAUCACUACCUGUCACUGCUAUUUGCUUUUAUAUAUAGAUGAAGGUAAUAAUAUAUUAAGUUUUAAGUCAAUGAUACACAAGGGACAAGGAAUCAAUUGCCAUUUACUGAAUCUUUGCCCUGUCACUGUCUCAAAGAGGAAAAAAAUGUUUGUAUCAUAAGUUAAACUAACACUACUUUGGCUAUCUGAUUGUGCCAGUUACUGAGAUGUAAUAAAAGUUAUCUGCGUCUUGUACCGCACAGCUUUAAAAUAUGUAAAAAGGAAAGCGAGUUUUGCUUCAUGAAGUUAUGCAAUCUGGAGUUACAGGCCAAAUGUAUUAUCAAUACUUUGCACUUUCUUUUAUUUAGAAAAUAUAUUGCAGCGCAUAGUGUAAUUUUAUACACACUCACACUGUUCCUUCCAAAUCUGUUUUUAUACAUGUAUGUAUUUGUGUAUAUAUUUCGGUAUCUUCUGUUCUCGUCUCUCUUCCCUUUGACAAAGAUGUUAGUUGUUUAAACAGGCUGUUAAGACUGUUGGUAAAAAUGUGUCAUACAUUGGUGCUGUAUAGCAGUUUAAAUGUAGUUAAAUCACAUGGAUUUGAUACACUAUCAUGGCUGAUUUGGAAAAGCUUGUCAAAAUAUAUUAAAUGCAUUUUCUCUUGAAGAGCACAGAAUGACAGUUUCCUACGAUGACAAUGAUUUUUUUUUUUUUUCCCUCCCUGACCAAAGCUUGUGCUGCCAAACAAAAUAUCCAAAUUCACGUUCUCUCACGGUUACAAUAAUGUGAUUUUAGCACAAACUAAAUACAGUGUAUUUUAAC